Messenger RNA from Cornus florida, 804 nucleotides. RefSeq lists its product as uncharacterized. Gene Ontology annotation, molecular function: DNA binding; peptidyl-prolyl cis-trans isomerase activity. The transcript is spliced from 5 exons. Gene Ontology annotation, biological process: rRNA processing. The record is from RefSeq and is a predicted model, not a curated record. NCBI's taxonomy places the organism in Eukaryota, Viridiplantae, Streptophyta, Magnoliopsida, Cornales, Cornaceae. The coding region runs from base 170 to 601 and encodes 143 amino acids.
CGGCCCAAAAAAGGGCAAAUCUGUAAUUUAAGGUCACAACAGAGAAACCCAUCGACUUGAAGUUCCAUGUUCUAUCCACAUAAGAGAAGCCCUCAAGGUCCGUAGCUUUGCUAGUUACUCUCAGUUUUCUCGUCAGACGCCAUUAAUCGAAUCGAAGAUUUAAAUAGUCAUGGGGAAGGACUCAAAGUCAGGAGGGAAGGGUAAGGGAAAACAGGCAGCAAGUGGAAGUGAUGACAGUGGUUCAAAGGGCAAAGCAAAAGGUGGGAAGGGAUCAGAUGGGCUUGGCACCUGCACGUAUGUCAAAGCAAGACAUAUCUUAUGUGAAAAGCAAGGGAAAAUUAAUGAAGCAUAUAAGAAGCUACAAGAUGGUUGGCUUAGCAAUGGAGAUAAGGUUCCACCAGCUGAGUUUGCAAAGGUAGCAGCAGAAUUUUCCGAGUGUCCGUCAGGGAAGAAGGGUGGGGACCUUGGAUGGUUCCCACGUGGCAAGAUGGCUGGUCCAUUUCAGGAUGUUGCCUUUAACACCCCUGUUGGGGCUACCAGUGCACCAUUUAAAUCAACACAUGGAUACCACAUUAUCUUGUCUGAAGGGAGGAAGAACUGAUGGAGCCUGGAACUAGAACGAAGUUGUGUCAGCGACAAUGAAAAUGGAAUUUACGCUUUAUGUAAAUGUUUUUAUUAUACUUGGACCAUAAUGGUGUGAUAUUUGAACAUUAUUAGUGAUUGGGUGCAGCUUCCUUUUUCCGAUAAAUUUUCUUGUCUCUUUUUUUUUUUUUUUAAUGAAAGAUUAUAUAGUUGUAACUUUUA